Messenger RNA from Austrofundulus limnaeus, 2257 nucleotides. It is a transcript of the gene chmp7, whose product is annotated as charged multivesicular body protein 7. The coding region runs from base 301 to 1725 and encodes 474 amino acids. Lineage: Eukaryota; Metazoa; Chordata; Actinopteri; Cyprinodontiformes; Rivulidae. Gene Ontology annotation, biological process: late endosome to vacuole transport via multivesicular body sorting pathway; vesicle budding from membrane. The transcript is spliced from 9 exons. Gene Ontology annotation, cellular component: cytoplasmic side of plasma membrane; multivesicular body; ESCRT III complex. The record is from RefSeq and is a predicted model, not a curated record.
UUGUAAGCGCACCUUAUCUUUGUUAUUAGCAUGUGAACGUUAGCUCGUGUUAGCAUGAUUUCACAACAUCAUGGCGAAGGGGUGUACUGUAACAGCUGACAUAAAAGCUGCAGCUCAAAUUUUUUCUCCAACAAACGGUGUCUGACCUUGUCUGCUGUCUGACGAGACGUAUURCAGGUUCGAUUCUUCUAGAGAGCAGGCAGUAGGUGUUGGUUUCUAAGCUAGCUAGCUGUUAGCCGUUCGCUUAGCUCGGACAAACUGAUUCAUUUAAUUUCAGGCUUGUCAGUAACGGGUUUAUAAAUGUCUGACACCGCCAAAAUGACUCUGCCGCCUGAGUGGGAUGACGAUGAGCGAAUGAACUUUCUGUUCUCCGAGUUCAAGGARAACCGAGAUGUCAACACCACGGACUGGGACAGCAAGAUGGACUUCUGGACAGUUCUGAUCACGAAGAGCUGCAGGGAACGUGGCUCGGUUUUGGUCAACUUGCAGGACCUCAACAAGACCUUCCGGAGGAAAGAGAAGUCCCCGCUGGGCUUGUCAACUGUCCUCCAGUCCAUGGCCAGAUGUGGGAAGAUCCAGAGRGAGUCCGAGUUUGCUGCCACUGUGGACUGUGGGUGGGUGUCCUGGAGUGUGGGCAUGCUGCUGGUGAAACCACUCAAGUGGACCUUCUCCACUCUUCUGGGAAGCAGCCGGGUUCCUCUGGAAGAGUGUUUUGUUGUUCUUGAUCUGGUGAAGGACAAAGCAGCAGAAUUACUCAGGGUUUACCAGAGCAGUGAAUUUUCAAGCUGCUCGGUUGUGUCGUUUCAAGAGCUCUGUUCUCUCUCGUCGAACAUCUGUGCCGAUGAGAGCACCCUCUGCAUGGCUCUCCUGCAGCUGCAGAAGGACAAACAGGUCAUUGUUUCCUUACACGAAGGAGAGAAGAUUGUUAAGUUUUGCCAGCCUGGACAGGACCGUGUGUCCCCSCUCAGCGAUGUGGAUAUUGGGGUUUACCAGCUGCAGUGCAGUGAGAAACUGCUGGGAGAGCGGGUGCAGAAACUGAGCCUGGAGGCUGACCGGUGCAAAGAGGACGCAAGAACUCUGCUGCGGGAAGGGAGGAAAUCACAGGUUAUUGUAACAGAAUUGCAAAACAGAAAAAGACAUCUUUAUAGCAGUUKGUUAAUUUGGUCAUUUUUACCAUGUGUCCCAAAGGCGCUGAGGUGUUUGAGAGGCCACAAGAGGGUGGAAAAGAGAGCCGACAACCUGUUUGCCAAAUUGGAGACUAUCAGAGGAAUUCUGGACCGAAUAGCUCAGUCUCAGACUGAUAAGACGGUUAUGCAGGCAUAUCAGGCCGGAGUGGCAGCCCUGAGGCUCUCUCUUAAAGACGUGACUGUGGAGCGAGCCGAGACCCUUGUGGACCAAAUCCAGGAGCUCUGUGACACACAAGAUGAUGUGAAUCAGACCAUCUCCAGUGGUGUGAUCACAGCAGAUGAAAACAUGGAUGAGUUGGAGGAGGAACUGAAGGCUUUGUUGGAUGAAUCAAAGCCAGACUUGCCUGCAGUUCCAACAAAUGGUCUGGGACCCUCCAGUGAGCCGUUCCUCAGCUCUCUGCCUGAUGUACCUCACGGUCACUUGAAUAUUUCUUCUGGCGAGCUGGAGGAAGACCUGAAUCGGUUAACGCUGUCAGAUACAGGCUUUCAGCAGAAGAAAGUGACGUCGCCAGGCAGGAGAAUGGAGCCGACACAGUGACGCUACAUCAACAUAUCCAGAAAAGCUGUAUCUCUUACAGUGGACAUGUUUUCAUUCAAAUAAAAAAACAUUGCUCUUAAUUAGAGAAAAAGAAAUCAGGUUACAAACAAGGCACUUUAUUUCCUUCUAAUUAAAACAGUUCCUCUAACGUAGAGGCAUGCCAAUUUGGACUCUUAUAUGACGUAUUGCACCUUUAUUUAGUUUGAACCGUGAUUAUUUUUACAGUUUGAAGAGUCAAGUCAAACAGGUAACUCUGCUGCUCUUCAGCAUGUUGGAAUGCUUUUAAAUCUGACAAAAAAAAUCAGAUAAAUCAAUGGUUUAUUGAGUGUUUGUUCAUAUCUGACACUAAGUGUGUUAAAGUGGCCUUCUAAAUUGUACAUAGGAGCUGAAAUAAYAAAGAGAAUGCCAAAUGAUUUAUUAUAACUGAAUAUUAUAAAUAUAUAUAUAUUGGACUUGGGAGGACUAAAGAACCAGACCUGAAGUGAAUUUAACCAAAUGUUUUCUUGAAAAUAAAAUUUAUUUUAAUCAGUUG